UCAAUAAUUCGAUUUCACGAGGACCUCGUCCCAUUAUUACUUCCUAAUUGUGGAGCAGCGGGAUUGGAGCCAAGAGUUCUCAUUUCCUGGAGGCGAUCGAAUCUCCCGUUUCGUUCCUUGGUCUUCAGUAGAAGGAGAAAGACUGACAGACAAACAAGAUCACUGUACAGGAACAGAUGAAAGUCUCUGAAACGGUCAGCGAUAUGCCCGGCGCGCGUAGGAAGGUGUCCAAUCGGAACCCCCAAAAUGGCGCGAAACAUGGCAGGAGCACGACGACCCAGCCCAACCGCCGAAACGGCCUCGAUCCCCCCUGUCGACGCCAGAUGCUCUUGCCCAUUUUUUGCCGCCACAAGAUAAUCACCACCAGAGGACCAUCCAUCCAAAGUUAACUCGAUCGAAAAGCGGAAACCGUCCCCAAUUAGCCCGCGCGCACGAUCGAUCGAGCUCGAUCCUCGAUCCUCGAUCGUGCGCGGCCAUUAGUUAACCAAUCCGCCGUCGUCGUCUCGGCCGCCGGCCGCCGCGCGCCAUGGUGGGGUUCGGCGCCAUCCGCUACAACGCCGGCGGCGCCCCGCAGCCGCACAGCCGCAGCAGCAGCGUGGCAUUCUCCGGCACUCCCCCCGCCGGCGCUGCCGCCAGCACCGCCAGCACCAGCACCCGCUCCUCCUCCUCCCUCUCCUCCAUCGACGCCGACGAACAAUCCCCGGCUCGCCCCCACCACACGCUCGAGGCCCCAUCACGGAAGCAGUACCGCUCUUCGUCUUCCUCGAAGCCGGUGCGGCUGUUCCAGAAGCUCCGCAACGCGCUGCCGCUGGUCCUCGCGCCCCGCUGCGGCAGGUCUCCGGCGGGGUCAAACCCCUUCUCCUCCGGCGCCGGCGGCGGAUCAGACACGCACGCGCUGGCGCACGUGGCGGGCCGGCGGCGGCCAUGCCAGCGCGUGACGGGGACGCUCUACGGCCACCGGAAAGGCCGCGUGGCCUUAGCCCUGCAGGAGACGCCCCGGUCCCUGCCCAGCCUCGUCGUGGAGCUCGCGCUCCAGACGCACGCGCUGCUCCGCGAGCUCGGCAAUCCCGCCGGCGCCCGCAUCGUGCUCGAGACCGAGCGCCGUGGCGCGGGCGGCGGCGACCGGAGGAGCGCGGCGGGGGCGGCGCCAUUGCUGGAGGAGGCGGCGUGGACGAUGUUCUGCAACGGGAGGAAGACGGGGUACGCGGUGCGGCGGGAGGCAAGCGGCGGCGACCUGGCGGUCAUGGAGACGCUGCGUGCCGUGUCCAUGGGCGCCGGCGUGCUCCCGGCGUCCGCGGCCGGGGCCGGCGCCGGGGCUGGGGACGACGAGGUGGCGUACAUGCGCGGGUGCUUCGAGCACUUCGUCGGGUCCAGGGACUCGGAGUCGCUCUACAUGAUGGCGCCCCAGGGCGGCGGCAACGGGCCCGAGCUCGCCGUCUUCUUCGUCAGGCUCUGACCUCUCAUCGAUCGCCUGCAUUGCACGCUAUCUGGAUUCUUUGAAGUAACGGUCCAAGGGUGGAGAUGUUGACGUUGGCGUGGGCAUCGAGAUUCGUGCUUGCAAACCUCACAAAUCAAAUUGGCCUCCAAGAGAUUCUAGAAGAUCCAAGCUAGCCCACUCGGCGAACAUAUAUGCAUUGAUUGCUGGGUGCGGUGACCCGAUCUAGCAGCUGCUGGUGUUGAUUAGGUCGUGUGGAGAGAGGUUUGUUUGUUGUUUAAUUUCUGUGAGUUGUGCUGCACAAUCUAGUGGAAUGUACGGAGAAAGUUGAUAAUUUUCUUUAAUUCACCUUCUUCUCUUUCAAA
Brachypodium distachyon (stiff brome) is the source of this 1800-nucleotide messenger RNA. RefSeq names its product protein MIZU-KUSSEI 1. Lineage: Eukaryota; Viridiplantae; Streptophyta; Magnoliopsida; Poales; Poaceae. Gene Ontology annotation, biological process: hydrotropism. Bases 527 to 1456 code for a protein of 309 amino acids. The transcript has a single exon. The record is from RefSeq and is a predicted model, not a curated record.